AUGGCAGAUCCAACUCCACUCUUGCCUCACUCAACCUCCUCCGACCCCAUCUCCACUCCCCCAAUAUCGCUCGACUCAGUCAUCGAACGAGUCACAACCAACUCGGCCUGGCCACAGUUGCUCCAAGCCAUCCUGGUCUCCAUGUCAUGGUUCUUUGACGGCCAACAAACCUUCAUAACCGUCUACACAGACGCGGAACCAACAUGGCACUGCACCGAACAUCCCAACACGACAUGUCGUUCAACCUCCAACAUUUGCGACCUCUCCACCUCCGCAUGGGCUUGGGACAGACCAUCUUCCACCACCAUCAUCUCAGACUUCAACCUUCAAUGUGCCUCAUCCCUAAUCUCAGGCCUGCCGGCCUCAGCUUUCUUCUUUGGUUGCUUAAUGGGGGGGUUCAUUUUGGCAACACUCGCUGACUCAUCACUUGGCAGAAGGAACUUGCUCUUCCUCUCGUGCUUCACCAUGUGCGUGGCUUCACUCAUAACCGCGUUUUCAACAAACGUUUUUGUAUAUGCCGCGUUGAGAUUUAUCAGUGGAUUUGGGCGUGCUUCUAUCGGUGCCUGUGCACUGGUUCUAUCCACCGAAAUCGUGAGCAGAAAAUGGCGUGGUCGAAUUGGGAUUGCCGGGUUCUUUUGCUUCACAUUUGGGUUCUUGUCACUACCAGGUAUAGCUUACGUUAAUAGAUACUCAUCAUGGAGAACAUUAUAUAUGUGGACUUCAGUUCCUGGCAUCUUGUAUUGUGUGUUAGUCUUUUUGUUUGCGAGUGAGUCUCCCAAAUGGCUGUUCACUCGGGGUCGUAAAGAUGAGGCCGUGGCUACACUAGGAAGACUUGGACAUUGGAAUCAUAGCAGCUUGAACCUGUACUUAUCCAGCAUCCCACUCUUGGAGGAAUCGGCUGAAGUAGAUCUAUUCUCGUCGCUGAAGAACUUGUUUGAGAAAAAGUGGGCAUUUCGUCGAACACUUGCCCUGAUGUCAGUUGGUUUUGGGGUUGGAAUGGUUUACUACGGCAUGCCAUUGGGGGUUGGGAACUUGGGAUUCAAUAUCUACCUUAGUCUGACAUUGAAUGCAAUGUCUGAGAUACCUUCCUUCGCUCUCACUUUAUUUUUCAUAGGAAAAUGGAACAGAAAGAGCUCAUUGCUAACAUUUAUGAUGAUAAGUGGGGUUUGUAGCAUAAUGUGUGUGGUAGUUAGCUCCAAAUGGUUGCAGAUAGGGUUGGAAAUAGUGUCAUUUUUCAGCGCCAACACAGCUUUUUCCAUCUUAAUGAUUUACACGUUGGAGCUAUUUCCGACGUGUGUGAGGAACUCAGCCACGUCCAUGGUGAGGCAAGGGCUAGUGAUUGGGGCCAUUUUUAGUCCGGUGUUGAUUUCAGCUGGGAGAAAUUACAAUGAGUUUUUUUCAUAUGGAGUUUUUGGGGUUGUGAUUAUUUGUUGUGGGGUGUUUGUGUUUUUGUUGCCGGAAACAAAAGGCGUGGCUCUCUGUGACACCAUGGAUGAGCAAGAGCGCAAGGAGGUUACAGACCAGAUCAAUACUAGUGUUUAA
This is a messenger RNA of Prunus armeniaca (apricot), 1542 nucleotides long. NCBI's taxonomy places the organism in Eukaryota, Viridiplantae, Streptophyta, Magnoliopsida, Rosales, Rosaceae. The record is from the annotation of a GenBank genome assembly.